This is a messenger RNA of Anoplopoma fimbria (sablefish), 3288 nucleotides long. RefSeq names its product aminopeptidase Ey-like. Lineage: Eukaryota; Metazoa; Chordata; Actinopteri; Perciformes; Anoplopomatidae. Gene Ontology annotation, biological process: peptide catabolic process; proteolysis. Gene Ontology annotation, cellular component: cytoplasm. The record is from RefSeq and is a predicted model, not a curated record. Gene Ontology annotation, molecular function: metalloaminopeptidase activity; peptide binding; zinc ion binding. Bases 1 to 2835 code for a protein of 944 amino acids. The transcript has 23 exons.
AUGGAUAAACGGUUCAGAGUUAGCAGGCUGUGUGUUGUGGCCGUAGUCUUAGCCCUGGUAUCCGUGGCAACCAUUGUCACGUUGUGGACUAUUGCCCUGACAGGAGGAGGUGAUGGUAAUGAUGUCACAGCUCCUUGGGACAGCUUUCGUCUCCCCACUGAUUUGGUCCCUGACUACUACAACAUCACCCUGUGGCCUCGUCUCAGCUGUGACCCAAACACUGGCCUCUACAUUUUUACAGGCCAUACCACUAUGGAGUUUGAGUGCGUGAAAGAAACAAAUAUGAUCCUGAUCCACUCUAACAAACUCAACUACACCAAGCUGGACAACACACACAUUGCCAGGCUCAUCGCUGCAGAUGGCAGUUCUGCUCCCAGUAUUAAAUUAUCUUGGCUGCAGCCUAAGACCCAGUAUUUGGUUAUCCAGCUGAACAGUAAAUUAACUCAAAAACAAAAGUAUCAGCUGUACACUGAGUUCACUGGAGAACUAGCUGAUGACUUGGAAGGCUUUUACAGGAGUGAAUAUGAAGAAGGUGGAGUGCGAAAGAUUGUUGCCACCUCUCAGAUGCAUCCAACUCAUGCCAGAAAGACCUUCCCGUGUUUUGAUGAGCCAGCAAUGAAAGCUGUUUUCUAUAUGACUCUCAUCCAUCCCCCUGGAACUGUAGCCUUGUCCAAUGGCAUGGAAAGAGAUAUUGUUAACACCACUAGUUAUGGAGUAGCUGUGACACAAACCAAGUUUGAGCCCACAAAGAAAAUGUCCACCUAUCUCUUGGCCAUUGUCAUCUCUGACUACACACAGCUCAAUGCUACACAAGGAGACACUCUGAUCCGUAUCUGGGCUCGCAGGACCGCCAUUGAGCAGGGACAGGGAAACUAUGCCCUCAAUGUGACUGGACCCAUACUGGACUUCUUCCAGUUGUACUAUAACGUUUCCUACCCUCUUAGCAAAUCAGAUCAAAUCGCUCUGCCAGACUUCUAUUUUGGUGCGAUGGAAAAUUGGGGUUUGGUGACAUACAGAGAAACCAACCUUCUCUAUGACCCUGUGACCUCCUCCAGGAGAAAUAAAGAGACCACUGCCACCAUAAUUGCUCAUGAACUAGCACACAUGUGGUUUGGUAACCUGGUUACUCUGCGCUGGUGGAAUGAGGUCUGGCUGAACGAGGGCUUUGCUUCAUAUGUAUCUUACCUGGGAGCAGACCAUGCUGAGCCUGCAUGGAAUGUGAAAGACUUGAUAAUACUAGAUGACGUCCAGAAGGUGUUUGCAGUCGAUGCCUUGACCUCCUCUCAUCCCCUGUCUUCUGAAGAAGACAGUAUUAUCCUGCCAGUCCAGAUCAGUGAGCAGUUUGAUACCAUCUCAUAUAGCAAGGGUGCAGCAGUGCUGAGGAUGCUGUCCGAUUUUCUCUCAGAGCCGGUCUUUGUCCAGGGACUCAGUAGAUACCUCAAACACUUUACCUACAGUAACACAGUAGGGAAUGACAUGUGGCACCACCUACAAAUGGCAGUGGAAGCUAAUAAUGUUUCACUACCUCGUCCAGUUCGUGAGAUCAUGGACCGCUGGGUGCUCCAGAUGGGCUUCCCAGUGAUUACAAUAGAUACCACCACAGGAAAGGUAUCCCAGAAGCACUUUCUACUGGAUGCAGAGUCUAACAUCACAGUUGAAUCACCUUACAACUUUGAGUGGCUGAUUCCUAUUGGGUGGAUGAAGAGCGGCGGGGGCCAAAGAAAUAUCUGGUGGCUGCUGGAAAAAGAAGCGGUAAACUUGGAGAUGAGUCGAGGUGGUUUGUGGGUUCUGGCCAACAUAAAUGUAACUGGAUAUUACCGGGUAAACUAUGACUUGGGAAACUGGGAAAGGCUCUUCGCUCAGCUUAAUACAGAGCACCAGGUUAUUCCAUUGAUAAACAGAGCCCAGCUUGUGGAUGAUGCUUUCAAUUUGGCCAGGGCUCAGAUGGUCUCCACUACUCUUGCUCUGAACACAACCCUCUAUCUGUCUGUGGAGACAGAAUACAUGCCUUGGCAGUCUGCUCUGGAUAAUCUGGGCUAUUACUACCUCAUGCUGGACCAGACUGAAGUCUAUGAGCCGAUGCAGGACUACAUGAAGAAGCUUGUGACGCCUCUCUUCCUGUACUUCAAAAACAUGACUUCAGACUGGAUCCUUGUCCCUGACAGACACACUGACCAGUAUAACGAGGUGAAUGCCAUCCACAUGGCCUGCAGGACUGGAGUAACAGAAUGCCAGAACCUGACCACCACAUGGUUCAAACAAUGGAUGGAGAACCCUCAACAUAAUUUGAUCCAUCCCAACCUGCGUUCAGCAGUGUACUGCAGUGCCAUGGCAGCAGGUGGUGAGGCAGAGUGGGAGUUUGGCUGGUCACAGUUCAAGAAUGCUACUGUAGCCAGCGAGGCCAGCAAACUCAUGUCUGCACUGGCAUGUAGCAGCAAUACACAACUGCUGAAAAGGUAUCUGUCUUAUACCCUUAACUCAUCUAUGAUCCGUAAACAGGACGCUACCUCCGUCAUCACAUCUGUCGCAAGCAACAGAGUGGGACAAAGUCUGGCAUGGGACUUUGUCAAGGAUCAGUGGGAAUACAUGUUCACACAAUAUGGCGUUGGCUCUUUCUCCUUUGCCUCUUUGAUCAGCGGAGUCACUGCUAGGUUCUCUACACCUGCUGAACUACAAGAGCUGGAGGAGUUUGAGGAGAAGCACAGACCAGCAGGGUUUGGACCCGCCACCCUGGCUGUGGAGCAGGCUUUGGAGAGGACCAGAACUAACAUCAACUGGCAGCAACAGAACAAACAGGAGAUCUUGGACUGGUUCAACAGUCAGAUUGGACAUUAGAUUUUCUAACAUAGGCAGAGCGAGAGAGCUUGGAGCUAGGACUUAUCUCCCAUAUGAAAAGUGUCUCUAUAUAUUUGAUUAAAAGCAACCAGAGUUUAGAGGAAUUAGGUAGGAAAGACAUCAAGAAAGAAUAUCAUAAAAAACGCUUCAUUUCAGCUACAUUUCUAUAGUAACAGUCAGAUGUGAGGGUUCCAGGACAGAGGAUGUCGCAUGUGUACAGAUUGUAAAGCCCUCUGAGGCUAAUUUGUGAUUCUGGGCUAUACAAAAUAAACUGAAUUGAAUUGAUGUCACAAGGCACUCCUAUACAUGAAACUGGUUUGCAUGAGGCAGUAAAAAAGCUGCUAUUACCACACUGAACACUUACACAGUAACAUUCUCACUUUACUGCAGAGAUUUCACUUUAUAACCACUUGGAAACUGCUAUUUUAAAAUGUAGUCAUUGAAAUGCCAUCG